UAAAACAAAAAAAGUCUAAGAACAUAAUCUACCGGUGACUUUAUAUUUGAAGCUGUCACCAGGGGGCGCUACAGUAUAAUGCUUGUUUAUUGUAUUAUAACCACAAACACAUUGUUUUAACGAAAGGAACGUUCAUGUUUAUUGCACUUUCUAGCAUAUUUAUCAAGUAAUUAAUAAUAAGAGAUUAAUAAGUAAAGCAGACUUCAACGUUUAAAGUAAAUAGCUUACAUUGGCGUUGCAAAUAUGGUGCAUAAUAAUGGCAUAUCUCAAUGCAAAUUUUGGCACGUCUGACCAAUGAAUAGACCGAAGGAGGUGCACAUGGUUGAGUUCAGAGAAAAAAAGGUUGUCUCGCUUUCUCACAGCAAACAAGACGAGCAUUGGUGAUAUUCUCAAACUUCACUGUACAUUUGUCCUGUAACAUAGACAGGUUUACUGGGAAGCAUGCAUAUCCAGGACCAUGGUAUCGAAGAUGUUCUUGAAAUGUUCGCUCUUUAGUUUAUCCAAUAGGAAGAAUCAACAUGGGAAAGCUGCAAUCAAAACCUGCUUGUAAACGGAGAGAAAACCCUGAAGGAGAUGCUUUUAAGGAGAUUGACUGUAGUGGUGAAUCGGACAGAAACAAGCAGCAUGUAAUAAGGGGUUCAUCCAGGCCUUUGGUAACAGGAGGGGAGAGAAAACAAAGCCAGGACCUGUGUGCUAGAGAAGCAGAAGAGGAUCGUCUGUCAGAUCAUUACUGUUCCCUGCAGGUAACGCUGCCACCACAGAGAUUAUUGGAGACUUCUCAAUCUUUUCUUUCUUGUCCUGAAACUGGGCGGCAGCAUCAACACAAAGACUCAGUGAAGAGAAGUGGGAAGACUGAUGAAAAGGAGUGUAAUGGGUCCGUCUCGGAUGAAAAUCAGCAAGAGUGGAUGAUUACACUGUACGAUUUGGACAACAAUGGGAAAAUAAAUAGAGAGAAUAAAUUGAGCUUGAUGCAGACGAUCUGUGAGCUGGUUGAAGCUUCAGUCAAACAGCUGGUGCUCAGCAAUGGCACAACCCUCCGUGUCAAGCUGAGCGUCACUCCACUGACCAGCAGAAAGACAUACAGGAAAGAUGCUGGGAUUUCUCUGAAUGAGCGGGAUCAGGUGGACGAGGCAGUACAGUACCAUGCAGAGAAUACGCAAAUCAGAGUACUGGGCUCAGAUGUUCAGUUGAGCGCUCCAGAGCGGAAGCACUACUCUGUAGAUGAAAACACAGAACGCAGGAACCACUAUCUGGAUUUGGCUGGAAUUGAGAACUACACUUCUCGAUUCGAAGAAACAUCUGCAGAGGAGCCUCCACAGGACGUCCCAUCAUCCCGUGUCCAUCAUCGUCGCUCUCAACCUGAGACCUCCACCCCUGUGGAGUCCUCUGGGAAAUCCAUCCCUUUUCUCCGGUCUCUCCGCAGCCGCAGCAAAUCUGUGGGUUACACCACAGCUACAAACAAACCCAGCAAACUCCACGGGCAUCACCCCAUAACCUGGUGCCAUCCGUCCCAACAGCAACAGCACCCUCUGCUGCACAGCUCCAGCAAACGCAUGCGUGCCCGAACCCGAGAAACUACAUCACCGUCCAGAAACCCCCAGGAUAGAGAUUCACACUGCAGGACGGCUCUUCAUCCUGCAGGCGUCAUUCCCGUUCCUCAAAGACAUGAACACCAUCACCAUCAUGAGCAUCACCAUCAUCACCACCAUCAUACCACCCGGCGUAAGCCUGACCGAACCACACACUCUCAUUAG
Danio aesculapii is the source of this 1754-nucleotide messenger RNA. Its product is annotated as protein naked cuticle homolog 2-like. Gene Ontology annotation, cellular component: cytoplasm. NCBI's taxonomy places the organism in Eukaryota, Metazoa, Chordata, Actinopteri, Cypriniformes, Danionidae. Gene Ontology annotation, biological process: negative regulation of Wnt signaling pathway. The record is from RefSeq and is a predicted model, not a curated record. The coding region runs from base 519 to 1754 and encodes 411 amino acids. The transcript has 11 exons.